CCCUCCACCACGACCAUCCACCCCACCCCAACCACCUACUACCAACCACCGACACCGACAUUGACCACACAACAUCAACAAGGGGCGACUGUCUUUUGCUAGCUCCCCCCAUCAGUAUCGCGACGACGCGCGUAGAGCAUCCCAUCUUACGCGCCCACUCGCCGCAAUCGCAUCCACUCCGGUCACCUCUUUUCACAUCAAGCACCAAGCACCCCCCUCCACCCACCACCGCCGCACCUCCACCCAACCUCCACCCACCCGUCGUCGUCCAUCCAAGACACGCGCAAACCCAACCACCAGCACCGACACACCAAACCCCGCCCACCAUGCCAGCUCGCAGGGCUACUGCAACCGCCUCGGAUGGGUCCCCCAUCACCCCAGAGGGUGGAAAGGAAAAGCAAACCUUUGGCUGCGCGUUUCCAGGCUGUGGCCAGACCUACAGCCGCAUGGAGUAUUUGAAGCGUCACCAAAGAAAACACCAAGACGAACGCCCGUUCCAGUGCAAGGACUGCUCCAAGGCGUUUGCGCGAAGCGACGUGCUUCUCCGCCACAGGAGGCGAUGCCACCCGACCCCGCCGCCACAGGACCGCAACUCGCACUCGCCACUGCCGCCGGUGCGCGCACACCCCUCGGUUCCCAUCUCGUCAUCGCGGACGUCGGAGCGUGAGGCUUCCCCUAUUCGUGGCGGACGCAAGCAUGCGCGCAACUCGGAGGGAUCGUCGGGGGAGCACCCCAGCUCGAGACCCCGCUUAUCGCCGACGUCAGACGACGAGGACGAGGACCGCUAUGGGUCGAGGUACUCGCGCAACGGCAUGGGUAACGGUGGAGUCUUUGGUGUGACCAGCAACUACCACAACGGCAACCCCGUCACAUCCGACCCCCUCUACUCGGGGCACAUGUUGUUCCAGAACGCGUCCUCGGGCAGCAACUAUCACAACUUGCACCACGACUCGGACCACUUAGAAGACGCAUCGGUCCUGCUGUCAAUGGCGUAUCCUGGUGGCGUGCCUGCGUCGGAUAACGGCCAGGCCACCAUCGGUACGCUGCUGGACGGGGAUACGAAUACGACGGCAGACGCCAUUGCUGCCGUCACCACAUCAGUGUCCAACGACAAUGACAAUGCCUCUGCGAGUGGGUCGAAUUUUAACUCGGGCGCCGUCGAGAACCCGGCUCGGCCGGCGGCGCCGGGAGCUGUGCUGCCCGAGUCGAUGGGAAACUUUGCGGGAACCAUGAACUGGCUCGCGAAUGGUGUCUCUGGAAACCAAGACACGGAUACGUGGGGUCUAUCAGACCCCUCACGUCCCUUGUCUCCCUUCAACAUUUCUUCUCUCUUUUCUCCUUCAGCGUUUGGUGUUGCAAGCCUGCCUUCUCCAGGCGCGCUGCUGUCAAACGACACGACCGCCUUGGCCAUCGCCGCAGCUGCGUCGGCUGCCUUCCACACUGGUCCCACCAACAAUGACCAGUCGGGCAACAACGCCAACGAUGCCGUUCAGCAGGCCAACCAGGUCGUCUCGGCUAUCUUGGAACAGCUUGCUGCCAAUGAGACCCCAGAGACCAAGGCGAAUCCCAACCCGGAGCGACCACUGCUUCGUCUCGCAAGCAAGGAGAUCCAGUUUAGAUCCGGAGCAGAGUGCCCCACGGCUUCACGCUUCUUCCUCCCGGCCGACAGGUUUGCAGGCUGCUACCAGAUCCCCCACUGGGCUCUCCCGCCUCUGCGCACGCUGUCCGUCAUGGCUGCCCGCACCUACUACUCGGUGCUCAAUCACUUCCCAUUCGUCCACACGCCGACAUUCCAGCUGAUUGACACGGCCGCAUGCCUGGCGUUUGCCAUCUGCACCGCUGGUGGUAUCAGGACCGGUCUGCGCAAAAACCACUUGACUGCCCGACCAGGAUCCGCCACUCCGGCCAUCUCGGCUGGUGGCGCAUGGGAGGGCAUUGUGCCAGACUUCAACAUUGGUGUGGAUCCAGAAGCAGACGAAGAUCGCCGUCGCCUCGAGGAGUGGGAUGCCGGCCAGAUUGUCCGACACGAGAAGACCAACAUGCUCGUCAAGUCGUUCUCGCUUGCCAAGGGCGUCUUGAUGACAGAGUACAACGUCGCGCUUCUCCAAGCUCUCGUUCUCUACCACGCCCCCUACUUCCUCUCGCCAAACGACUCUGAGCGUCGCCACGCAAACAUGUUCCUCGGCACCAUUGUCAACAUUACCCGGCAGAUCGGCUUCUUCCAGUCGGACCUCGAGCACGCCGAGUUGACCAUCCAGGUGCCGUCGAUCGUGCCGUACACGCCGACAGAACUGGAGCGGUCGUGGAAGCGCUGGAUCCAGCUCGAGUGCCGCCGACGCACCGCGUACCUCGUCUACCACCUAGACAUGGUGUCUGCGCUCGAGUCGGGCAUUCCUUGCAUCCUCACGCCUUCCGAGGUCGCUGCGCUGCCACUGCCCGCUCCGGACAGCGUCUGGAAGGCCGAGACGGCAGCAGAGUGGCUGCAGGCAGUGCAGACAUACCAGCCCAUCAGCCUUGACGAAGCUAUGCGCCGCACCUUCUUCCUCCCGACAUCUGGCGCCUUUGACGCCAUUGACAAGAAUGCCGACACGAAGCGCCCCAACUGGUUGAGCGAGUACGAGUACGGCGCGUUUGCCCGCACAGCCAUCAUCAUGACCCUUGUGCGCGGCAUUGUCGACCUCGGAGAGGGCAAGCGCGACCACGGCGACUGGCGCGACCUGACUGAUCUGUGGAUCGGGGCAUCAUACCUCAAGCCCAGUAACAGGUGUCUGUCUGGCGACGGUCGGGACAUCGGCGUGUUCUCGCAGGAGGCGCUUCGCAACCGGUUUGCGCUGGCACUGCAGCGAUGGAAAGAGGGUUGGGACUUUGACACCCAGUGCUCUGGUGUGGUGACCAACAACUUGCUAAACCCAUUCGGCGGUGCUUCGUCUGACAGCUCGCCGGGUUCGGCCAGCAAUGCUAGUUCGCAGGGCAAGACCAAGCUGGUGUACUGCGAGGGUAAGUGGAACGGGUCCGAUGCUGGCCCUGCCUCGCUGACACACGUCACAGAGGCCAUGCCAUUCUACUUCCUUGCUCACUCACUUCUGGGCAUGCUUAUCGCGAGCAAUGCCACAGAUGCUGGCCACAACACGUUUGCCAACUUGAAGUAUAAUGAUUUGCUCGAAGCAUCCCGGACUCUGGCCAGAGCUGGCGAUGGCAUGACAGGAGUUCCUCACACACCAGUGUUCUAGUACCCGAUUAGAUUGUCGCGACCGACCCCAAGUUUUAUUCGACCGACCGGCCCCAUGCCCGUGGUGUGGCUCUGAUUUCGCCAUUGUUGAGAGGGCCUUGCUUACGGCCGUCCUACAGUCCCCUCUCCCCUGAGCCUCACCGGGGCCUGGGUAUGGCACCUCUUGUAUGAUUAGGCUAGCCUUCUUUUUUUACCGGGCGUAUGUUAGCUGUUUAUGAG
Molecule: messenger RNA, 3448 nt
Organism: Vanrija pseudolonga
Lineage: Eukaryota; Fungi; Basidiomycota; Tremellomycetes; Trichosporonales; Trichosporonaceae
Gene: WT1
Product: Wilms tumor
Exons: 5
Coding region: 327-3230 (967 amino acids)
Biological process (GO): regulation of transcription by RNA polymerase II; DNA-templated transcription
Cellular component (GO): chromatin
Molecular function (GO): zinc ion binding; RNA polymerase II cis-regulatory region sequence-specific DNA binding; DNA-binding transcription factor activity, RNA polymerase II-specific
Source: RefSeq, a predicted model, not a curated record